Peromyscus leucopus (white-footed mouse) is the source of this 2007-nucleotide messenger RNA. RefSeq names its product MUS81 structure-specific endonuclease subunit (gene Mus81). Lineage: Eukaryota; Metazoa; Chordata; Mammalia; Rodentia; Cricetidae. Gene Ontology annotation, biological process: double-strand break repair via break-induced replication; resolution of meiotic recombination intermediates; DNA catabolic process. The record is from RefSeq and is a predicted model, not a curated record. Gene Ontology annotation, cellular component: nucleus; Holliday junction resolvase complex. The transcript has 16 exons. The coding region runs from base 248 to 1906 and encodes 552 amino acids. Gene Ontology annotation, molecular function: DNA binding; 3'-flap endonuclease activity; crossover junction DNA endonuclease activity.
CCUGGGUGGGGCUCGUCCAAAGGGCUGACGCUGGCGGGGAAUGGGGGCGGUUCUAAGGAAAGGCGGUACAGACCUAACCUCCCUGCAGCCUCCUGCUUGUAGUCCAAAGCGGGGGAGGAGGGCAUUCCUUCGGCUAGGUUGGAGAGGUCCCACCCUCAAUCAGGUGUUCCUAUACCAACUGCAGAACUGUCGGGGUUCUAGUCUCAGGAGUUUCUUUUGAGGCUCCAAAAGAGCCAGUCUAGAUCUUAUGGCAGCACCGGUCCGCUUGGGCCGGAAGCGCCCACUGCCGGUUUGCCCCAACCCACUCUUCGUUCGUUGGCUGACCGAGUGGCGGGACGAGGCAGCCAGCAGAGGGCGCCACACGCGCUUUGUGUUUCAAAAGGCACUGCGCUCCCUCCGACGGUACCCCUUACCUCUGCGCAGCGGGAAGGAAGCCAAGAUCCUUCAGCACUUCGGAGACAGGCUCUGCCGGAUGCUGGACGAGCGGCUGAAGCAGCACCUAGCUUCAGGCGGUGACCAUGCCCCCAGCCUACCGUCUGGAGAGAAGAAUCAAGCCAGUGAAGAGCCACCUGCUCAAGUCCAGGACUCCUCAACGCCAGUUCCCACCCAGCCUCAAGCAGGAAGCACUGGUGGCUAUUGGCCAGCACAGAACUCAGGUGCCCGUGUGGUCCUGCUGCAGCUCUACAGGGAACACCUGAAUCCUGAUGGCCACAGCUUCCUUACCAAGGAGGAGCUGCUGCAGAAAUGUGCCCAGAAGGCCCCCAGGGUAGUUCCUGGAAGUUCGAGACCCUGGCCUGCCCUCCGAGGCCUCCUCCACAGGAACCUGGUCCUCAGAACACAUCGGCCAUCCAGGUACGCACUGACACCAGAGGGCCUGGAGCUGGCCCAAAAGCUGGCCCAGGCAGAAGGCCUGAGCCCUCUGAACAUUGGCAUCAGGCCAGAGGAGCCCUGUGGAGAGGAGUCAGCAGCCCCAGAAGCCACCAUGUUGGAACCUGGCACCAGUGAAGGUGGCAUCCAGCAGCCACCCCUGGAGCUGAGGCCCGGUGAGUACCGAGUGCUGCUGUGUGUGGACACUGGAGAGACCAGAGGGGCAGGGCACAGGCCAGAAAUGCUCCGAGAGUUACAGCGGCUGCGUGUGCCCCACACAGUACGGAAGCUGCACGUUGGGGACUUUGUGUGGGUAGCACAGGAGACCAGGCCCGGAGACCCAGCAAGACCUGGGGAGUUAGUCUUGGACCACAUUGUGGAACGCAAGCGGCUGGAUGACCUGUGCAGCAGCAUCAUUGAUGGCCGUUUUCGAGAGCAGAAGUUCCGCCUGAAGCGCUGUGGCCUGGGACACCGGGUAUACUUGGUGGAGGAACAUGGGUCUGUCCACAACCUCAGCCUUCCUGAGAGUACCUUGCUGCAGGCUGUCACAAACACCCAGGUCAUCGAUGGCUUCUUUGUGAAGCGUACCAUGGAUAUUAAGGAGUCAGCUGGCUACCUGGCCCUUUUGACAAAGGGCCUAGAAAGACUUUAUCAGGGCCACACCCUACGCAGCCGCCCCUGGGGAACCCCAGGGGAUGCUGAAUCGGGAACAAGACCUUCCACAAAUCCUCUCUGCUCACUCCUCACCUUCAGUGACUUCAAUGCAGAAGCCGUCAAGAACAAGGCCCAGUCUGUGCGAGAAGUAUUUGCCCGGCAGCUGAUGCAGGUGCGUGGACUGAGCGGGGAGAAGGCAGCGGCCCUGGUGGAUCGGUACAGCACACCUGCCAGUCUCCUGGCUGCCUAUGAUGCCUGUGCCACCCCGAAGGAGCAGGAGAUGCUGUUGAGCACUGUCAAGUGUGGGCGUCUGCAGAGAAAUCUGGGGCCCGCUCUGAGCAGAACCCUGUUCCAACUGUACUGCAGCCCCAGCCCCCUGCCCUGAGCCACCCCUGAAGACACACCCCAGCACCCAUGUCUGUCUCCAUGCAGGCUAGUCAGCCUUUUAACUGGGAUCCUUUGGGCUGGAAUAAAAAUCUAAACGUU